GCAGUUUCAAGAUGCCCGCCAAAUAUCGAGCGCCCUUCGAGAGCCCGUAUCCUGGUCUUAAACAUUUUGACAUGGAUAACGAACUCGUCAUCCCGAAGGAUGUUGAGCCCUUGAGAGCGUCUGACCGGUACCGGACCAUCGUCGGCUCCAUAAAAUCUCGUCCAGGUGAUGUCGUUUUCAAGCAGUUUCUCCUCCCCGAUAACAAAGAGAAACCUGAUAAGGGCGACGAGGAGCACCUGGUUGAAAUCGGCUGGUUGCUCGACGUAUGGACCAAGUUGAAGCAUCGGCGAAUCACCCCCCUUCUUGGAUUUUCAGUCGAAGUCUGUAUCCCGACGGUCAUCUCACCCUUUUAUCCCAACCGGGAUAUCGAAACCUUUAUGUCGGCUCACCCGGUCAACCUCGAAACCAAACUUCGCUGGAUGACCGAGAUCGCAGAAGGACUGGUACACAUACACGAGAAGCGAUGUGUCUUUGUCGACGUCAAGCCAAACAGCUUCCUACUCGAUGACCUUGAGUCGGUUCGACUCAAUGAUUUCUCAAAUUCUCUGGCCUUGGAGGAGGGGUUCGACGGACGCGAACAAAUCCCACUCCCCGAGGAUGAAAUCGAGUAUGGCACGUUUACCUACUUCGCCCCGGAACGCACCACUCAACGUGCGACACCCAACUUCAACACUGAUAUAUAUGCAUACGGGAUUGCGU
Molecule: messenger RNA, 699 nt
Organism: Polychytrium aggregatum
Lineage: Eukaryota; Fungi; Chytridiomycota; Chytridiomycetes; Polychytriales
Product: kinase-like domain-containing protein
Exons: 2
Biological process (GO): protein phosphorylation
Cellular component (GO): plasma membrane
Molecular function (GO): protein kinase activity; ATP binding
Source: RefSeq, a predicted model, not a curated record